AUGAGCUCGGCCUGCCGGUCCUCCCGCUGCUGUGUCGAUGCAAAGUCGCCGGUGAGGGCCAGCUACAAGGUCCUCUACAAGUGGCCGGAAUCUGACGUGGCCUUCGCUAAGUCCGCGGCUGCAGUGCAAAGCCGCCGCCACGAGCUGCCCCACGUUGGCAGCUUCUCCAGCAUUGAGGCACGUGCUCCGGCGGUGGUUGAUGGCUACUCGUGCCGGCAGCUCUACCUCCGGAGCUACACAUUCACCAAGAAGGAGACGGUGCCGCAGCGGACGCGGCGGUGCAUGCGGAAACUCAAAGACGGCACCGCCGUCUUCCCAAUCUUCUCCGCCGCGGCUGCCAGGACCAUCGAAGAUCGCAGCGAGAGCAAGACGGUGAAGAAGAACAAGAUGAAGUCAGCGCUGCACUCCGUCUUCCACAGACUCCUCUUCUGCGCCACCAAGAUCGAGGUGGCGGACUAA
Molecule: messenger RNA, 459 nt
Organism: Zingiber officinale
Lineage: Eukaryota; Viridiplantae; Streptophyta; Magnoliopsida; Zingiberales; Zingiberaceae
Exons: 1
Coding region: 1-459 (152 amino acids)
Source: RefSeq, a predicted model, not a curated record